Messenger RNA from Thrips palmi, 2812 nucleotides. RefSeq lists its product as uncharacterized. The transcript is spliced from 11 exons. Bases 274 to 2427 code for a protein of 717 amino acids. The record is from RefSeq and is a predicted model, not a curated record. NCBI's taxonomy places the organism in Eukaryota, Metazoa, Arthropoda, Insecta, Thysanoptera, Thripidae.
CCAUGCUUUGCCAGUUGCCUGACCUGACCUGUCAAUGUCAACUGUAAACAAAGGUUAACGAGAACGUCACUGACGUACCUUGAGAAGACCUCGUUAAGUUUACAGUCGAAAUUUAGGCAUGCCUCUGCUAGAUUUCACGGGCAUUUCUCAGUUGACGAAAUUUUUAAAUGAGUGUAUCAAUGAGCUUUGUUUGUGGUGAUAACCUUUAAUAGCUCUAACUGUCACUGAGGGUGGUAAAAAUGCUGCUUUAAUUUAAAAAAAUAUUUUUAAAAAAUGAUUCAAUCUGGGAGCAUUUGUCGGAGUUCUGACUCCGUGGAGGCGGUGUGGACCUCACUUAUGCCAAAGAGUAGCAUGGUCGAAAACUUCAAUGAAGAUGAGGAUGUAAUUAAAUUGUCCCUUUUGCUUAAAUCCACCCAACUCCUCCUCACAGGCCUCAGGCAGAAACAGUUACGUGGCUCGAGUGAAGUCAAUUCGUUAAAAGUUCAACUACAAGCUGUAACACGAAAGAAAGAGCAAUAUGAGACUGAUGCUAAAAAUCUUCGAAAGGAGCUGUCAGAUCUAAAAUUUGAAUUGCAAUCAUCGGAUUUAAAGGCUAAGAAGUUUCAGAAGGAAGCCGAGUCGGCCAGUGUAAAAUGGAAACAGUUACAAUCAAGGAUAAGUAGUGAAGUGGAAACUCGCCUUAAUGCUGUGUUUAAGGCCUGUCUUCAGCAGAACAAUGCUGUAACAGUCCAGCAAAUGAUGACCCAAUUGCAAACUCAACCUCAAUUCACAGACUUUCCAACUGAUGAAUGGCCAGCUGCUAAAGUGCAACAAGUAGCUGAACUUGCUGGAAAGGAUACAAUCAAUGCUAAGACCCAUUCAAGUCGUGAAAAUUUAGAGGCAAUUUCACCUGACAAAAGUUUAAUACUAGACACUCCAGAUGCUUGUAAAAGAUCCACCUUUCAAAGGCACAAAUCAGACAAAAAUGAUUUUGCAAAACCUAGACACUUAGCUGAAAUCAUGAAUUCAGUAGCUUCAUCCCCGGAUGAAAUAGCUCCUACCCCACCCUCUGCUAGCAACAAACAAGAAAGUAAAAGGAGGGGAAAGAAUAAAAAGAUUUUCAAGAGUGAUGAAGCAAUCAUUGAUCAAAAGGAGCCCGUUGUGUAUGCUGUUGAUACACAGGAUGUCGAUGAACCUGUGAACCAAAGAUCUGUAUUGAAGGAAAAUAUUAUCAUACCAGAAACAUUUAACCCAGAAAAUUGUGAAGAACAAGUAGAAUAUAGACCCUCCUCUAGAAGAGACAAAGAGAAUGGUAGCAGUUUGACCUCAACUGGUCAUCAUGACAAAAAAUCUCCUUCUGGUACCCCAGUCAAUGUUAAAUCUCCCUCCACUCCCUCUAAAGCGCAGACAACAAGAGAUCCAAGUCCUAUCUUUGGAGGUAAUUCAGGAAGUAAAAAAAUUGGUGCACGAAAUUUAAAUAUCUCUCUUGGAUCAUCCUCCAAGAAACAAAGAUUCAGAAGCAGCUCAUUUGCGGCAGCAAAUGCAGUGGAUACGAGUUAUCGAAGAACUGAAAGUGGAAAACGGAAAAUGUCAGUCCAACCAACUAUAACUAGUUAUGUUGACAAUAUGAAUGGGUCAAAAUUGAACUCAUCCAAAUCAAACAGAUCAACCAAGCUAUCCCUGCAAAACAGAAAGCACCUUGGCUCUAAAGCUAAGAAAUCCACUGGAGCAGAUCUUUCUAAGACUUUGACUCAUUUAAGUGAAGAGGAGCAAAUAGAAUUAGCCAUAUCAAAGUCUCAUCAUGAUAAUUAUAGCCAUUUGACAGAUGACAGUGAUGCCACAAUGUUUGAACCCAUUAGUCCAGCUCGUACUACUAAGGAACCUCUUCAAGGAAAUGUGCAGUCUGCUGUGACUUCUACUAUUUCUUUGAAAGAUAGACAUGAUUUUAAGGAUAGUGAAGGGGCAUAUUUUGAGCCAAUGUAUGCUAGCACUGAAAAGGAAUUCAUCACUCCAACUAAACGGAGGAAACCAAUGGAUAACUUUGAAGGAACAUUACAAUCUCAGUUCAAGCCCCCUUUUGUAAGCACCCAAAAAGUAUCAAUGGAUAACUCUGCUCUGAAUGAGUUUGUUGAGCUUCUGGACGAGAAGAAUCUCGAUGAUACUCCUCCCCGACCUAUAGAAAACAGCUACAACCAUUUGCCAAAAAAAAAUAAGACCUAUGGAAAAGUACGUAAGAAGCUUGAAAGGAAGAAUCUUCCUGCUUUGGAAUGUACUCAAUGUGGCAGGUUUUUCGCUGCUGCAUUUGGUGAUGAUGAUAAAGCAAGAAGGGAAAUAGUCAACUCCUGUUCUCGUCACAGGGAUAGGAUUGGUGCUGGUGCUAGCCCUGUAACGCCACCAGGUUACUGGGAUCCAGGAUGGCGUUCACCUCAAGAUGCCAACAAAGCUUAAGAUAUAUGAACAUGAACCUUUCAUUACAUUCCUCUAUCAUUAUGUGUUUCUGUUUUCCAACUGAACUGUUAAGAUUAUUCGAGCCAAGCUCAAUUACUUCUCUGCCUUUUAUUUUACCUGUCUCAGACAGUGAUUUAUGUUUACGUUUUGUUUUUGUAUAGUGUUUAUAAUCAGUUUGAUUUAGAGGUGACAAAAAUGCGCAUCUCCAUGAUUAUUAUUAUUUUGUCCUAAUCUUGGUAACUGUAGGUUUGCCAUGAUUUAGUGAUAGUGCUGUGGUUUUGUUCUUCUAAAACAAACUGUGCCCAGUUUAUAUCAUGUGUUAUUUUUUAAGUUAAAACAGAAGAAAAAUUUCGUCCAGUUUUAAAAAAAAAAUUGUUUUAAUUUA